Messenger RNA from Sphaeroforma arctica JP610, 173 nucleotides. RefSeq lists its product as hypothetical. Lineage: Eukaryota; Ichthyosporea; Ichthyophonida. The transcript has a single exon. The annotation marks the transcript as partial. The record is from RefSeq and is a predicted model, not a curated record.
CGGGCAAUCUAGCAGCCCCCCCAGCCCCAUCGGCUGCCUCAUACGGCGGCGAUGACUAUUCGUUUGAAAGCAAAGAAGCAGCUGCACCCGCACAAGCUACACCUGAUGGCAUGCAAGUGUCCAUGUGGCAACUGGCCUACUACAGCCCCUACUUCGAUGUAGAUCUUAAUACG